Messenger RNA from Sclerotinia sclerotiorum 1980 UF-70, 234 nucleotides. RefSeq lists its product with no specific name. The transcript is spliced from 2 exons. Lineage: Eukaryota; Fungi; Ascomycota; Leotiomycetes; Helotiales; Sclerotiniaceae. The record is from RefSeq and is a predicted model, not a curated record. The coding region runs from base 1 to 234 and encodes 77 amino acids.
AUGUGGACUGUGCGGCCCCUAGCAUUUUUACUCUAUCAACAAGGAAGAAUAAACGAUAUAUGUACAAUACCCACACAAUCUGUCAAUUCACAAACGAAGCAUCUUGGAAUCGUCCGCGUCCGUCUAGGGGUGAGACGAUCUAGAGACCUGGGGCCUGGUCAUCUUAACUGGCUAUCGAUCAACGAGAUGAACGAGGCGAGGAAAUUCAAGUGCCUCAUCGAAUUAAAGCUCUAG